Molecule: messenger RNA, 1504 nt
Organism: Belonocnema kinseyi
Lineage: Eukaryota; Metazoa; Arthropoda; Insecta; Hymenoptera; Cynipidae
Exons: 3
Coding region: 126-500 (124 amino acids)
Source: RefSeq, a predicted model, not a curated record
ACAUUUUUUUCAGUUUCUAGUCAAAAGCAACCAGCGAAAGAAGAAAUCUCUCAAAUCUAAAAGGUUUUAUUUCAUUAUACGAAAUUCAGCAAUCUCCAUUAAUCACGAUCCUCGAUUCAACGAAAAUGAAGAUCCAUGUUGGUGCUCCUCUCCUCACUCUAACGAUCUUCUUCAGUUUCAUUGAAUUAAGUUCACAGUACAAUACAACACUUCUUAAGGAUGCCGUACUGACUGUUGCAGACGACAUGGGUCUCUUUUACACUAUAACCAAUGGAUUAGAUGUACUAGUAAGUGAUAAGCACAAUCAAAAUAUUCACGGGCUAAUAGACAGGAAGGAUAAUAAACUGGUUUGUGCAUUAGAAAAAUAUGGGGACGAUUAUUCGGUGCGUAAAUUAAUGGUAGAACAAACACAAGUUAAAUCCGACGCAUCCGCUACUUUCGAGUGGACUGACACAGACACAAAAUUAUAUCAACUCAAAUUUGACAAAGUGCUUCAGUAAAAGAAUAUUUGACAUUUCUGACAGCACAUCAUUUUUUAUGUCGACACCCGCCCUCGUUCAAGGAAAACCCAAUAUUUCUUUUUUGGUUUGUUAAUUACACGGAUUACUGGUUACAUGGAAAGAAUUUCGCCACAUAAGCAGCGCCACCUACUGUACAGCAGAUGUGCGUAGGUUUGACAAAUUUGUUACACCGAUUUUGGCGCGGCGGACGCCCCACACUAGUUCUACCAAAUAGAGCUCUGCUUGACGCAUGCGCAAUAGUGCACCGAAACAUCUUCGGGAGCACUUAGCCAAACGGCGCAGCAAGUAUGCCAAACGAAUGAACAACAUUCGCUCCAACGAUUAGCAUAACUGCUGUGCUAGUAGGUACCUACAAGUGCUGUCCAGAAAUUCUAUCCGUGCUCUAAAUUCUUAAUUUUUUAUUUAAAUAAUAACAUUCCAACAUUAUUUGGUAUUAGUUUUCUUGUAAAUUCCUUUUCUAUUCACAAGUUUGAAAUGUUCUAUAAUUUGGUAUGUAGUGUGCAAUGAAUUUCUGAAGUAAUUUUAUACUCCACCAAACUCAUUUAAAAUCAAACAAUAAAACUUAAGUUCAUUGAAAAAUAAAAAUCUAUAGAUUAAACCUUAUUCCUAAAUAUUAUAAAAAGGUGGAAAUUUUCUUUACACAUCAAUUCCACACAACGCACGUAAUUAUAUAAACAAUUUAAUUAUUGUAAUUGCCUUACAUUUUACCGUUCUUGUUAGUCAUAAAUCAAAUGUAUAUUUUUUUAAAUGAAAAAUUUUCUGAUCUAAAAAAUUUAAUUUUUACAUAAAUAAAUAUUCACUUUAAAUCUUGUAAAAACAACUUUUUUUGAUUGGAUGUAACUUUUCUUCGAGUGUAUAAUUGCAAGUAGUAAUCAUUUCGGUGUAAAUUAGUUUUAACAUUUUUAUGCGUCUUCGUCUAAAACAUAAUACUUUGUGAUGAGAAAUAUUUACUUGUGUAUUAAAAAAAUAAACGGACAUAAUAU